UCGUAUUGAUCAAUUUCAAACUGAAGAAAAGCAAUCCUUAAAGUCCUCGAAGAAAUACUAUCCGUUGGAACUUUCCAUUUCGUUGCUUCCAUCUUUAAUAUUCUUUUUCUUCUUUCAAAAUUUCAAAUUUCAAAAAUUACACUCCGCUCCUCUCCAGUUAUUAAAUUUAAGAAAAAUCGCUCCAAUUUUCGAGAAUUCCAAUCGUUUCUUUCUGCAAAACCCCAUAUGCUUUUCCUUUCUUCUAUUUUGUCUUCUUCUGAAUUUCUCUCUCUGCAAAAAUGGGUGCUUCUGGAAAAUGGAUCAAAUCUCUGAUCGGACUCAAAAAACCCUCCGUUAACGAACCCGAGAAAGGGGGUGGUAAGGGCAGGAAGUGGAAGCUAUGGAGGACUGGAUCUGGUGGCGGCAACGCCGGCGGCGGCGGCGAUGCGGCGGAGACCGACGGAUCAGAGGCUUCUUCCUACGCUUUUGAUUCCGAGAUGGCGGCCGCCGUCGCUGCUCUGGCCAAAGCUUCCCCCAAGGAUUUCAUGGUCGUCCGCCGUGAAUGGGCUGCUGUCCGAAUUCAGACUCUUUUUCGUGCUUUUCUGGCUCGGCGAGCAUUGAGAGCUUUAAAAGCAUUGGUUCGACUACAAGCUAUAGUCCGAGGGCGGCUCGUUAGAAAGCAAGCCGCCGUAACCCUAAGGUGCAUGCAAGCCCUAGUUAGGGUUCAAGCUAGGGUUCGGGCUCAGUGCACCCAAUCGUGUGCAGGGGACCCGCCCGAGUAUUCAAACCUAGCCGAUCCCCUAAAAAUUUCCGAGCAGAGUGGGUGGUGCGAUAGGCGCGGGACCGUAGGCGAAGUGAUGUCGAAGUUGCAAAUGAAGCAAGAAGGAGCAAUCAAGAGGGAGAGAGCUAUUGCAUAUGCUCUUUCUCAACAGCAAUUGCGAAAAACCCCUUCGAGAACGAACAAGAACAACAAUCUAGAGCUCCCUUGGUUGGAGCGUUGGAUGGCGAACAAGCCGUGGGAGACGAGGAGGCUAAGAGAGGAAUAUUCCCCAAACGAUUCCUCAGAAAUUAUCGCAACGCCAACUCCUACAAAGACAAGAACGCCCUCCUCGAAAGUCUCGAUGAGCUGUCAGAUUCUCUCCGACCCGUUUUCCGACGAGAGCAUGACUUCGAAUUCAUCGACAACGACCUCCGAAAAUCCAGGUUCGAACGAAAAUAGCAACGGCACAAAGCCUAAUUACAUGAGUUUGACCAGGUCAACCAAGGCUAAGCAGAGGCCUUGUACGUACAACUCGAUAUCGGGCAACGGUGGAUUGUUUCAUAGGCACUCUGUGGAGGAUUUGCCGAUGCUGCGUAGGAAGCCUAGUCCGUUGUCGAAGGUGAAGGGAAGGAGAAGUGCCGAUGCGGAUCUUUAUUCGGUGGAUUUGUGCAAGGAUCUGUACCCUCCGAUUCGAUUCGAUGGGGUUAGCGGUCGAGAUUAUUACAAGUGAAUCGAGCGAUGGUUUGUUAAUUAGUUUUGCAUUAUUAAUUUGAGUUCAACAGCUUGUUGUCCUUGACAGUUGUGUGUUUUUCUUAGGCGUGGGUUGAAGUUUCUCUGUUAGUUUGACAUUGUCAAGGUUGAUUUUACAUAGUAUAGAACAAACUGUACUAAUGGAUUUUGUGAGUGAUUUGCUUGUGUUAUCA
Molecule: messenger RNA, 1662 nt
Organism: Erythranthe guttata (spotted monkey flower)
Lineage: Eukaryota; Viridiplantae; Streptophyta; Magnoliopsida; Lamiales; Phrymaceae
Product: protein IQ-DOMAIN 6
Molecular function (GO): protein binding
Source: RefSeq, a predicted model, not a curated record